Mesorhabditis spiculigera is the source of this 606-nucleotide messenger RNA. Lineage: Eukaryota; Metazoa; Nematoda; Chromadorea; Rhabditida; Rhabditidae. The record is from the annotation of a GenBank genome assembly.
ACGUUGCUGUUCAUCUUCAUCGCCGUCCACUUCUUCUUGCUGGACGUCGGCCAGGAUUCCGUGCUCAUCCACUGCGUCGAGGAUGACGAGCAAACCCGAAUCUCGGCCUUCAUCAUGUCGAUCGUGACCAUCAUCCUCGACGUGUUCACCCUCGUCGGCGUUGUAUUUUUGUGGGUAUCGACACGGAGAAAGUUGAGAUUACCGACCAUGGCCGUGAACGCGCGCUUCCAGCUGCGACUUUCUCUGACGGUGCUGUACGCCUUCGGCCCGAUGGUGAUCAUGCACUCGUUUUUCCUGGUGGAGUACAACGUACUUUACGGCCUUCUGCGUCUCGACCCCACGAUAACGCUCCGGACGUCAAAGAUGUGGCAGGGGAUCCUGACGCUAACGCCUCUUUACACCGUACUGUCGCCGAUUAUGGUCCGCUACUUCCUGCGGCGCAGCAAAGAAAAGGCGAAAUCGCGAAAUAAACCGAAAAAUGCGGCCGGGUGGCGGCAAAGACUCGGUCACUUCCUUGGCGGUGCACUUCGAAGAACUCCGAAAAACCUGGGAUCCCCCACAACAACAACCGAAAAGAACGAUCUUCAGCCUGAACUCGUCGCGGAA